This is a messenger RNA of Closterium sp. NIES-65, 1104 nucleotides long. Lineage: Eukaryota; Viridiplantae; Streptophyta; Zygnematophyceae; Desmidiales; Closteriaceae. The record is from the annotation of a GenBank genome assembly.
AUGUUUCGGGUCGAGCACGCGAAUACGAUUCGCCUUUAUUUGUCCCGCCUCCCGGUUUCCUCCCCCCGUGCCUUGUUUCUCCCCCCGCCCCGUUCCUCUUUUCCCCCAGUGGCGGCGCUGAUAGGGAUGCGCGUGGCCUUGGGAGUGACGGGGAUGCAGUGGUGGCGCACCAGCGGGAUUGGUUCACUUCUUCGCUCCCCCAACAACCCCUCUCCUCCCCCCAUCUCUCCGCUCCCGAUUUCCCUCAGUGGCGGCGCUGAUAGAGAUGCGCGUGGCACUGGGACGUUGGCGCUGAUAGAGAUGCGCGUGGCCUUGGGAGUGACGGGCAUGCAGUGGUGGCGCACCAACGGGAAAGUCGUGUGCGGCGCGUGGAUAGGCGUCGAGUGCGACACCAGGGGGAACGUCGUCUCCGUCACGGCUUACAACGUGAUCACCGUACCGGGCCUCCUCCCCAGCAGCUUCACCAAGCUCAAAACCCUCACCUACCUGUACGUGCUCUCUCCCUCGCCGCUCGGCCCUUACCUCUAUUUGUACGUGCUGAAAAAACCCUUACCAACCUCAAUCUCUCCUCCAAUCACCACAACGCGUCACUUGACCAAUCCGUUCCCCCCCUUGCUGCACCUCCCAUCUGACCGCCCCCUACCCCAUUCCCCUCUCCCCCCUCUCUCUCACCCUCCUCCCCCGCAGCGAUCUCUCCAAUCGUCUCAACGCAUCGCUCGACCAAUUCGCGCGGCCCUUGCGGCACCUCCCAUCUGUUUCCCUUUUCUCCUCCCCCUUCCUCCCCCUUCCUCCCACGUGUUUCCUGCUUCCCUCUCCCCCUCCCCCCACUCCUCUCCCAAACAGCGAUCUCUCCUCCAACCGACUCAACGCGUCACUCGACCAAUUCGCCCGCCCCUUGCUGCACCUCCCCAACCUCCGCGUUCUGUGAGUCUCCCCUCCCUCCCUUCCCUAGCCUUUUCCCUCUUCCCCCAUUUCGCUCCCCGCCUCAACCCAUUGACCAAUUCGCGCGGCCUCUGCUGCACCUCCCAAACCUCCGCGUUCUGUGAGUCUCCCCUCUCCUGUCCUCUUCCCUCCUCCCUUUUAGUCUUCCCUCCUCCCUUUUAG